GUACGACGUACGCAGGGUGUUUUCAUUUAUCAGACAGAGAGUUUGUACGAGAGGUGUCUUGAAGAGAUACCCGAGUGCGCAAACACGCCAUGGAGAGUGAAAAACUAUGGGUCAGAGGUGGCGAUCGGAAUGUUCCCCGCAUCGUCCACCAUUAUCAUCCGGGUCCUACUGAUGACGUCACGAGUCACGCGGCACACAGCGCAGCCGCAGAAGCCCUGAGCAGCCCUGUCCCGGAUGUGGAAGUAGUAGAGAUCGAGGAAGGGGAGGACGUGAGGUGUGGGGUUUUGUGUUGCAAACCAAGGUGGGCAUCGUUCCUGGCUAACCCGAAGGUGUUUGCCGUGGUGUGGUGCAUCGGGCUGCUGCUGAACACAGCCGGAGGGGGAGGUUACCUCAACGGGGUACUGGCCACCAUCGAGAAAAGGUUUGAACUGAAAAGCAGUGAUUUGGGCAUCUUAGCGGCAGGCACUGACGCGGGGAGUUUGCUGGCUGUGCUGUUCGUCACUUACUAUGGAGGCAAACCCGGGGCAAGCAGGCCAAAAUACAUAGGAGUGGGUCUGCUAGUCAUGGCGGUUGGGUGUGCCCUGUCUGGCCUGCCUCACUUCAUUGCGCCUGCGUACGACAUCGACCCUCAGAGCGUAGCCAAUCAGAGCAUGCAGACACCAAAGGACGUCUGUCUUGUGAACGAGACGAGAUCGGACUGUACAGCUGAGCAGGCCGCAGCAGUAUCGGCACAGGGCGGCUGGUUUGUGCUUCUUCUGAUUGGUCAGAUCGUUUUCGGAAUGGGAUCCGCUCCUCUGUUUCCCCUGGGAACGACGUACAUCGAUGAUCACGUGAGGAAGGAGAGCACGGCUGUGUACUUUGGGAUAGGCUACAGCAUCCUUGUCGCCGGAGGAGCGGUGGGGAUGCUGAUGAGCUCCUACCUCCUCAAGAUGUACGUGGACGUGGACAAGGGCAUCGACCCCUCGUAUCUAGGGCUGACGCCUAACAACCCGCUGUGGGUGGGAGCUUGGUGGACGGGGUUCUUCCUCACCGCAGCCGCCAUGCUCGUCACGGCCUGUAUCGUUUUCUUCUUCCCUCCUGCCAUGAAGAAACCACGAUCAAACAUUAAGAGUGACGACGAUGACGACACAGAAGAGACGACGCAAAUGCUGUCAAUCACCGAGCUGGAAGGCGGCCCGCCAGUGAUAGACUCUACUCGUGGUCUCUUGGUGCAGCUGAAAGAAAUGAUGUCUAGCCUAAAAGUGAUCCUCACCAACUCCACGUUCCUGUGCUCCGCCACCGCUCUCGUUGCUUACAUCAACUCCUGGGGAGGAUCGUCAUUCACGCCCAAGUACAUAGAGACUCAGUUUGGCAUCCCCAAAGUCCAGGCCAACUUUCUGAUCGCUGUUAUUCUCCUACCAUCUACCAUUGUUGGUAUUCUGGGCUCGGGACUCGUCAUCAGGAAGUUCAAGCUCACAGCUCGCCAGAGUCUGUACUUGGCAGCGAUGUACACCACUCUGUCCCUGAUCCCCAGUAUCGCCUUACACUACAUCAAGUGUCCACAACCUCCCAUGGCAGGGGUCACCAUACCAUACGGUUACAGCCCCUACAUGCCGAACGUCCCCAACAUCACGGCCGGAGACAUCGCCCUGCUGUCCCCCUGCAACUCAGACUGUAGCUGCGGCCUGGAGAAGUACAGCCCGGUGUGCGGGAUAGACGGUGUUACCUACUUCUCGGGCUGCCACGCAGGCUGCACCGACAAACAGACCUUCGUGCACCCGAUGGGGAUCCGUCUAUCGAACUUCUCGAGUUGCAGCUGCCUUGCAAGUCUGCCAUUGGAAGUUCUGAUGAAGAUUGCUGAAAAGGCUGGAAGACCAGGAAAACCGGAUGGGGCAAAGAUACCAGGUGGCAACCCAAGACCAGGUGGCAAUCCAACGCAAGGUGGGAACCCAAAGCAAAGUGGCAACCCAACGCAAGGUGGCAAUCCAACGCAAGGUGGCAAUCCAACGCAAGGUGGAAACACAACGCAAAGUGGAAACCCAACGCAAAGUGGAAACCCAACGCAAGGUGGCAACCCAACACAAGGUGGCAACCCAACGGAAGGUGGCAACCCGACGCAAGGUGGCAACCCAGCGCAAGGUGGCAACCCAACGCAAGGUGGCAACCCAACGCAAGGUGGCAACCCAACGCAAGGUCGUAACCCAGCACAAGGUGGCAACCCAACAGCAGGUGGCAACCUAACGCAAGGUGACAACCCAACGCAAGGUGGCAACCCAACGCAAGGUGGCAACCCAACAGAGGGUGGCAACCCAAGACCAGGUGACACUCCAACGUCAGAUAGCAACCCAACGCAAGGUGGCAACCCAACGCAAGGUGGCAACCCAACGCAAGGUGGCAACCCAACGCAAAGUGGCAACCCAACUCAAGGUGGCAACCCAACGCAAGGUGGCAACCCAACGCCAAAUGGCAAUCCAACGCAAGCUGGCAAUCCAACGCAAGGUGGCAACCCAACGCAAGGUGGUAACCCAACGCAAGGUGGCAACCCAACGCAAAGUGGCAACCCAACGCAAGGUGGCAACCCAACGCAAGGUGGCAACCCAACGCAAAAUGGCAAUCCAACGCAAGGUGGCAACCCAACGCAAGGUGGCAACCCAACGCAAGGUGGCAACCCAACGCAAGGUGGCAACCCAACGCAAGGUGGCAACCCAACGCAAAAUGGCAAUCCAACGCAAGGUGGCAAUCCAACGCAAAAUGGUAAUCCAACGCAAGGUGGCAACCCAACGCAAGGUGGCAAUCCAACGGAAGACAGCAACCCAGCGUCAGGUGACAAGGGUCCCGGAAAACCACCAGGUCCCCCUCCUAAAAGAAUGCCACAAAUACAGAUGCCCAGCUUCGCAAUUGGAGUCCCGUGCCCGCAGAACUGCAAAAAGCUAAUGACUGGCUUCGUUCCUGCUUUCGCCGCUUACGUUCUUCUCGCCAGCUCUGCAUUGGUUCCCUUGCUACUUGCGACUUUAAGGUCCCUUACACCUGAGACCAAAUCAUUCGGGAUGGGAGUGGCUGUGUUAAUGAUGAGACUCUUGGGCUUUAUCCCUGGAGGGAUCUACUUCGGAGCUAUGAUCGACAGCACGUGCGCGCUCUGGUCCUCCAUCUGUGGCUCCACGGGCGCCUGUCUUCUCUACGACCUCGGCAAGUUACGAACCAGCUUCUUCGGGCUAUUGCAGGGCAUCCAGGCCGUGCAGAUCGUCAUGACGCUAUUCGCUGCCUGGAUGUUUCGGCGACGCGAGAGGAGCGAUCCGAAGAGCAAAGUCGGUGGACUCACGACCAGAGACAUCGCAACAUCCAUGGGGUCACUCGCAGCAUCAAUGUCAUCGCUGAGGAUGGUUGGUGUGAUCCAAAGCACCUCGCAUAAAGCUUCAGACAACAACGUUGCGAGAGACUCGGAACAACCCACCAAAGUGUCUCAGCAAUCUGAAGUAACUGUUGUAACCCCAGUAGCCUGUGGCGAAAAUCCGAACACCCCCCAACCGAAUGUCGACCCACCAGCAUAUACGGACGCCCUGAAGACCGAUGAACAGCCACCGGUACCUCAAAACGAAAAUGCAACCCAAGUAGUCAAAGACGGCAAUCCAAACAACCUUUCUGCAGAUACAUCCGACAUCAAGGAGUAUCAACCACCACAAAGCGAAACUCCAGUCACUGUGGUUCAAGACGACAAUCCAAACAACCCGUCACCAAAUACCUUCAGCAUGGAAGAUAUUGCAGAACGUGAAACGUCCCGUUCUGAUGCUCUGGUGACUGACGAAAAACUAUCUCAAAACGAAAACGCAACUCCAAAGAACCAGUCAACAAAUGCUACUAUCAAGGAAGAGCGUGCAGAAGUUGAAACCUCAAAUUCGGAUGCUCCGAAGACUGAUGAACAACUACCCGCAAACGAAAACGCAUCUCCAAAAGUCCAAGACGGCAACCCAAACAACAUUUCAACAAAUACCGCCAGUAUGAAAGAGAAUGCGGAACAUGAAACCUCCCAGAAAGAUAGCCACCCUCAAGAGAUCCAAACAGGUCACGAAAAGCAAUUGGCCAAUGGUAAUGGAACCAGCGACGAGACGAGUGCUGUAAAUGACGACACGCCUGACAACAUGUCAAGAAAUACCUCCAGCCUUGAAGAGCACGUGGAACCCGAAAGCUCCCAAACGGUUACUAACUUUCAAGAAACUUCAACAAGUGAUGAUCAUGAAGAGCAACCAGCUAAUGAAGCUAACGACGAAGCAAAUGCUGUAGAGGAAAUGCUGCAGCUUGCAGAUGACCAAGUCACGCGGGCAGUCGACGGAGAUCCUCAAGAUGACGACAACCAAGAGAUGCAGGCUCCAGCAGCAGUAUCGGAUCCAGGGUCCAGCAAAGCCGAUACAGGAAGUCCGCAAAAUGCUGUCAAACCGACGGAAGUUGUGGAGGCCGAAGUCCACCCGGAUCACUCCACCAUUCCGGAUGAAAACCAACAUGAUGAAGUGAACUCAGACGAAAUAGAUGAGUCUGCUGAUGAUGAGGUUGCCGAAGGGCAGCAAACCGUAAGUGAAGAAAAUGAAGAAAAUAGCGACAAAAUGCGUUUUGUCUGAAGGAGUUCGUAGAUAAGAAGAAUUGCAACGGAUAGAAAUACAUGUAUGUAAUAACCUAGUUGUUAAAUUGAUCUAUAUUUAUCAUCAUUCCCUAAAGAGUAUUACCUUGAAGUUGAUCUAAACUUAAAUUCAAAUUUUAAGCCAUAGAAUUGUUAAAGAUACGAAUUGGCACUGAAGAGUUUGACUUGAAAAACAAUAAAACAAUACGUACAUUUGAUUCUAUAGUACUAGUAAAAUGCAGUAAUCUGUGUAACGUUAACAUUAAGCGCUAACAAUUUUGGUUGUUGAAUAUGAUAACAUUUUAAUCCCAUUAUCUAUCUAUUUAUCAGUCUUAAAAAGUAGGCUACUGUCUGUUCAGUCCCGAAUAUUAAGUUAUUUUUAAUUCAU
Messenger RNA from Branchiostoma floridae (Florida lancelet), 4976 nucleotides. RefSeq lists its product as uncharacterized. Gene Ontology annotation, biological process: transmembrane transport; sodium-independent organic anion transport. Lineage: Eukaryota; Metazoa; Chordata; Leptocardii; Amphioxiformes; Branchiostomatidae. The coding region runs from base 90 to 4589 and encodes 1499 amino acids. Gene Ontology annotation, molecular function: protein binding. Gene Ontology annotation, cellular component: membrane. The transcript is spliced from 15 exons. The record is from RefSeq and is a predicted model, not a curated record.